Messenger RNA from Cercopithifilaria johnstoni, 4761 nucleotides. Lineage: Eukaryota; Metazoa; Nematoda; Chromadorea; Rhabditida; Onchocercidae. The record is from the annotation of a GenBank genome assembly.
AUGUGCUUCCUAGUGAGAUCUGAUGAAAUGGUUACCACUGAUGCAUCUCUGGGAUCAAUUGAACAAAGGACGGUUAAAUUCAAUAUUUCACGUAAGAAUCCGGCCUAUGGAACACUUCUUGCUCUUUCUGCAUCCGGUUUCAGUAUUGAGAAAUCGGUGACUUUCACAGACAAAUUGUUCAAUGAGAUGAAACUAGAUGGGGUGAAAUUUACCAAUGAUGCUUCCAUUGCACGUUUCAUUGUACGCAGUUCUGAUAAAGCGGGUGAUUUGUUUGGUAGAGACAUUAUUGAGCAAGCUGAGGUUGAUUGCUGGGUGACAAUGAUCGAACAGUUUUUACGGCAUGGUAGCUUGAAAGAUUUGAUGAAAUCAGCUGAAGAAAAAUUAAAAACUAGUCUAUAUCUGUGCCUAAAUCGACGUACGCUUGCGGAUAUUAUGUUGUGGACAAUUAUAGCUGCAGAUGCCAAGGUCCAACAACAAAAGCCUUUUUCGUCUUUCUUCGAAAAUAUGCUGAACGAUCCUUUAUUUGCUGAUGCGCAUAAUGCUGUUGGCAGAUUUGAAGUAGGGACUCCAAGAAAGUUAGAGAAGAGGAAAAUAGAGUUGGAAAAAACCAGAACGACUAUCGAAGGCCAAAAUAAAGCAGCGAAAAAUGCUGAGGAGAAGAAAAUGAAAAAUCAAGUAAAAGAUGAAGGUAAAUUUAUAGAAUUGCCAGGUGCAGAAAAAGGAAAAGUGGUAGUUCGGUUUCCACCUGAAGCUAGUGGGUAUUUGCACAUCGGACAUGCUAAAGCAGCUCUUUUAAAUCAAUAUUAUCAGCAGACUUUUGAAGGAAAGUUGAUUAUGCGAUUUGAUGAUACGAAUCCAGCAAAAGAGAAUGCUCAUUUUGAGCAGGUGAUUUUGGAUGAUCUGAAAAUGUUGCAAGUAAAGCCGGACAGAUGGACGCAUACAUCUGACUAUUUUGACUUGAUAUUAGAAAUGUGUGAACGUUUAUUACAAGAAGGGAAAGCAUAUGUAGACGAUACGGACGGUGAGUUGAUGAGAAAGGAGCGCGAAGAACGUAAGGAAAGUCGGUGCCGGAAUAAUACCCCGGAGCAAAAUUUGGCUUUAUGGGAAGAAAUGAAAAAAGCGACUGUGAAGGGACAAAAAUGUUGCGUUCGAAUCAAAAUUAACAUGCAAAGCAAUAACGGUGCAAUGCGUGAUCCAACAAUUUAUCGCUGUAGAGCCGAAACUCAUAUUCGAACUGGGAACAAGUAUAAGGUUUAUCCGACAUACGAUUUUGCUUGUCCUAUUGUGGACAGUAUUGAAGAUGUUACACAUGCUCUUCGUACUACAGAGUACACAGAUCGUGAUGAGCAGUACUAUUUUAUUUGUGAUAUACUAGGACUAAGAAAACCAUAUAUUUGGUCAUAUGCUCGCUUAAAUAUGACAAACACCGUGAUGAGUAAGCGAAAACUUACAUGGCUUGUCGAUGAACAUCAUGUGGAAGGAUGGGAUGAUCCACGACUGCCAACUGUGCGAGGUGUAAUGCGACGCGGAUUAACAAUUGAAGGCUUGAAGCAGUUUAUUGUUGCCCAAGGUGGUAGCCGUGCCAUUGUUAUGAUGGAAUGGGAUAAAAUCUGGUCCUUCAAUAAAAAAGUGAUUGAUCCAGUUGCUCCUCGUUAUACCGCUCUUGCUUGUACGGAAAAUCUUGUUCAAGUAAUAAUCAUGGAUAAUUUCGCUGAUGAAUCAAAGAAAGUAUCACUACAUCAGAAGAAUAUCGAAGUUGGAACUAAAACUGUUUGGUAUAGUGAAAAGGUGCUGGUAGAAGAAGUUGAUGCACGGGAAAUGAAAGUUGGUGAUUUGGUGACAUUUAUCAAUUGGGGAAAUAUAAAAAUUUGCGACAUAUUGAAAGAUGGUGGUAAAAUAUCAGAAAUUAGAGCAAAACUUGAUUUGGAAAAUAAGGAUUAUAAGAAGACAUUAAAAGUAACGUGGAUUGCUGACACAAAACUAGGACCACAAAUUCCGGUAAAAAUCAUUGAGUAUUCUCAUAUUAUCAAUAAAGCUGUUAUGGGGAAAGAUGAAGACUGGAAGCAAUUCGUUAAUUAUAAUUCUAUGAAAUAUUUCGACUUCAUCGGUGAACCAGCAAUGAAGGAAAUACGUAAAGGUGAUAUUAUUCAACUGCAACGUAAAGGAUACUAUAUAUGUGAUUCAGCCUACACAUCCAAAAGUGAAUACUCUGGAUUCGAAGUGCCGAUUGUUUUGAUUCUAAUACCAGAUGGCAGCAAUAAACCUGUUAAAUCAACUAAAACGACUGCAAAAGAGUGUUCUUCCACUAUAGAGGGAAGAACGAACGGUAACAUUCAAAUAGAUGGAAAUGCACCAACAAUGGACAUACUCAAGCUUAAUCAACAAAUAAAGGAGCAAGGUGACUUGGUCAAAUCCUUGAAAGCAGCAGAUCCGCAAGGCGUAAAAACUGAAGAAGCGAUUGCUGUUCUUCUGAAUCUGAAAAGGGUUUAUCAGGAAUUGUCCGCGGUGGAUGACAAAACUGACAAAUUACCCGCAUCAGAUAAUGUCAAGGACUUAUAUCAGAGCAUUGAAGAACAAGGAAAUCUUGUUCGAUCUUUAAAAGCUGUUAAUCCUAAAAGUAAUGAGACUAAAGCUGCUAUAUCAAGGCUACUAGACCUUAAAAAACAGUACAAGGAAAGUACGGGUUCGGAAUAUAAGCCGAGGUUAAUAAUUUCAUCUCAAGAACAAGGACAACAGACGAUGGAAAGGACAAGUAUAGAAGAAUUGUACAAGCAGAUUGAGGAACAAGGUAACGUGGUCCGUACACUGAAAAGUAUGAAUCCAAAAAGUGAGGGAUCGAAGGCAGCUAUAGCGAAGCUUUUGAAUUUAAAACAAAAAUAUAUGGAAAUGGCAGGGACGGAAUAUAAAUCGGAAACCGUAUCUGUUAUGUCAUGUGAUAAUAAACUGAGAAAUGAUAGCACAAAAUGUAUGGAAGCGUUUGCGAGAAAAAUAAGUCAGCAAGGCGAUUUGGUGAGGUCUUUGAAAGCAAAAGGUGCAAAAGAGCAGGAAGCGAAGAAUGCGAUAGCGGAAUUACUGAGAUUGAAGAAGCAGUACAUGGAUGAUUUCAAUGAGGAGUAUAUAGUGAAUACUGCUAAAACGAACUCUUCCAUUCCGAAGAAUGAAGGAAAUCAAAAAAGUGAUGAAAAAAUAAAGAAGGAAGGAGUUCAAUCUAAAGUGGCAGGAGUAACGGCGAAGACAGUAGAGAUAGCGAAGCAAACAAAACUGGGCCUUGAUGUCAAAAAGGAAGAAAAUUUAGCGGAGUGGUAUUCCCAGAUCAUAACAAAAGCGGAUAUGAUCGAAUAUUACGAUAUAUCAGGUUGUUAUAUACUACGUCCAUGGUCAUUUGCAAUUUGGGAAGCAAUAAAAAAAUGGUUCGAUACAGAAAUUAAGAAGCUUGGCGUACGCAAUUGUUAUUUUCCGAUGUUCGUUUCACAGAAUGCGCUGCAAAAAGAAAAGGACCACAUUCUUGAUUUUGCUCCAGAGGUCGCUUGGAUAACGCGAGCUGGAAAUUCCGAUUUGAGUGAAUCGAUUGCUAUACGUCCAACGAGUGAAACGGUAAUAUAUCCUAGUUAUGCGAAAUGGAUUCAGUCCUACCGUGAUUUGCCCAUUCGUUUGAAUCAAUGGUGCAAUGUAGUGCGUUGGGAAUUCAAGCAUCCGACGCCAUUUUUACGAACACGCGAAUUUUUAUGGCAGGAGGGACAUACAGUGUUUCAGACAAAACAAAAAGCUGAAAAAGAAGUUUUUACAAUCUUAGAUUUGUAUGCGAAAGUUUACACAGAUUUGCUUGCCAUACCGGUAAUGAAAGGUCGAAAGUCAGAAAAAGAAAAAUUUGCUGGUGGUGACUUUACAACUACCGUUGAAGCGUAUGUCCCGAUUAAUGGACGAGGUAUUCAGGGAGCUACAUCUCAUCAUCUUGGACAGAGUUUCUCCAAAAUGUUUGACAUUUCGUUCGAGGAUCCGGAAACUGGCGCAAAAACAUUUGCAUGGCAAAAUAGUUGGGGUAUGACGACAAGAACAAUUGGUGCAAUGAUUAUGAUUCAUGGUGAUAAUGAUGGUCUUGUGUUACCUCCGAGAGUUGCACCUGUCCAGGUGAUCAUCAUACCGGUUGGCAUUACUUCCCAAUUGGAUAAGAAAGUGAAGCAAGAAAUAAUCACAAAAAUGGAAGAAAUCGUAAAGAUUCUUGAAAAAUCAAAAAUUCGAGUCGACAUUGAUUUGCGCGAUAAUUACUCUCCUGGGUGGAAAUUUAAUCAUUGGGAGUUAAAAGGUGUUCCAAUUAGACUUGAGCUUGGACCGAAGGACAUUAAAAAAUCUCAGGUCACUUGCGUUAUUCGUUAUAACAGACAAAAAUCAGUCAUUGCGAUCGAUAACUUAUCAGCAAAAUGCCUCGAAUUGUUGGACGAGAUACAUAAUAACAUGUAUACUAACAUGAAAAGAAUAUGUGAUGAGCAUCAGAAAAUUAUCACACAUUGGUCGGAGUUCAAAGAAUUAUUAGAUAAGAAAUAUCUAAUUUUGGCUGCGUUCUGUGGCCUUCCAAAUUGUGAAGACAACAUCAAAAAGGACAGUUUCAGUGAGGAAUGCGGUGAAGUAGGAGCACCACUGACGGGCGCUAAAGCUUUAUGCAUACCACUCGAACAGCCUUCGGAGCACUUACCAAUGCAAUGUAUACAUCCAAAAUGCAAGGAACAACCCAAAUUUUAUGCACUUUUUGGCCGCAGCUAUUGA